AUGCAUCUGUUUGGUGAAUGUGGGUGGACUAAGAGUGCUUUAUUUGCUGCUGGGAUGGAUCACCUCCCUAAACUGGCCAUGAGUGAUUCUAUAGUAUCUUGGUUAUGUGCUAUUUCUCAACACUCGAAAAGGGAUGAUUUCAACCAUCUUCUCAUCUGUCUCUGGCAUGUUUGGGUGUUUAGGAACAAAGCAGUUCAUGACUCCUAUAUUGGUAAGCCUGAGGUUAUGGGGAAGUUGGUCGAUAAUAUGCAAACUGAGUAUAGGGUGGCGCAGGUGAUAGAGGCUGAUAAGUAUGAUGCUCUUGCUCCAGCUUUAUCCAGAACCAGAUGGACCCCCCCUACUACCAAUGUGAUUAAAAUUAAUUUCGAUGCGGCCAUUAAACCUCCCAACAUUGGCCUGGGUAUGGUAGCCAGGAACGAAGAUGGAGUGCACAUCGCCUCUCGAAGCCUAUGUGUUCAGGGUCCCUCUGAUCCGUUUUUCGCUGAAUGUCUAGCUGCAACAGAAGCAUUGCGGUUUGCUAAUUCCUUACAAUAUGGGUCGAUAAUUCUGGAGGGUGACUCUGCAUUGGUGAUAUCGGCCUUGAGAAGUGGAGAGUGUGCCUUGACUGAAGCUGGUUUAUGUAUUGGUAGGGCAAAAGGCUUAUUUGAUUUGUAA
Messenger RNA from Tripterygium wilfordii, 654 nucleotides. RefSeq lists its product as uncharacterized. NCBI's taxonomy places the organism in Eukaryota, Viridiplantae, Streptophyta, Magnoliopsida, Celastrales, Celastraceae. The record is from RefSeq and is a predicted model, not a curated record. The transcript has a single exon. The coding region runs from base 1 to 654 and encodes 217 amino acids. Gene Ontology annotation, molecular function: RNA-DNA hybrid ribonuclease activity; nucleic acid binding.